AUGGCAAGAACCGAGGCUCCAACAUUGAGGCAACUGACAACUCACUUACAAAAUGAGUUGGAGGCGCGAAAUGUUGUUAAACUACAUCAAGUUAUUAUGAAAUUGAAAAGAGUAAGUAGGCAUUCGAAAGAUAUGGCUAAUUUUUUAACUUAUGGCUGAUUUUGUGGAUUUUAGGUAUAAAAUUAAAUUUUUUGUUAAUUUUUGGGAAAAGUGUCUAAUUUUAUUUAAUUUAUGCUAUGUAGAAAUUGAUUUGAUAAAUUAUAAUACGGUGUAUGUUUAGAGGUGUGCGUCAAAGCAUGCGGUGAUGGAGUUAUUCAUGGAUGAUAUGAACUGUUAUCAUUGGCUUCUGACAGCGAUGGAUUUGCUUAUGGGUGGAGAAUGGGAUCUUCAGGACAAUGCUUUAGGCACUGUCAUGUUUAAGGAGCUGCUCAGUUUGAUUGCCAAUUUGUGUCAUUUUACCAUCACUGCUGCUACUGAAGUAAGUUUGAACAGUUAUAUGAACACGAUAUGGAUUUACUUGAUUUAAUUUCUUUAAGUCAAAAGGUAUUUAGGUAAAUUACUUUUAACGUUUAUUUUUAGCUUCGAAAGUUGAAUGCUACAAUUUUCCCUUCAAAUUCCCUUCGACUUCUUGAAUCAGGUCUAGGCUUUCAAAACGAUACGAUAAUAAAGGCAGCAUUGCUUCGUCUGCUUGGCAAUCUAGCCGACUACAAAGAAACUGCUAGCUUAGUAACAUGUUGUUCAUCCCUUCUUGAUAAAGUGGCUUUCAUGAUCAACGACAGCGACAAACUCAUAUAUGAUGCAGCAAUACGGGUGGUACGACAACUUUCAAAACAUCGUAACUAUACGAAAUUUGUCAUGAUGGCUAACUGCGGGUACUUUAUGGGUGUUAGGAUUAAUGAUAAGGUAUUGGAAGUGGUCAAUGAUACCACAUUACUAGGUGCUAUGGAGUUGAUGAGCAAAACGGGUUAUGCCAAAGACUUUGGUAGACAAGUGUCUCAAAGGUAUGAUUUCUUUUUUCGAAGGUGAUAUUUUAGAUUUAAAAUGGUUUUUUAAAUGUUUUUAAUGUAUAUAAGAAAAUAUAUUUUUUAAUGAUAAAAACAGGUUUACUAUCAUUAUAUUGUGUUAUCUAUUUCAGUAACUGCACUGAUGCUCUUCUCAAGCUAUUAUAUUGCCAAGAAGCAGAAGAUCAAGAACUUUUGAAGAGGUGGAAAUUGUUGAUUGUUCACCUAACUAAAGUUUCAUUUCCAUUGAGGGAAAUGUUUAACAAGAAAGUUAUUGAACAAGUGGUUGAGAAUGGUCAAAUUGAUUGCUACUUGUGCAAUUUUUUGAUUUGUUUUGCUGAAGUAGGUUGAUCGAAUUACAUUUUUUCUUGUGAUUUUUUUAAAUUUAAAAUUUUUUAAUUUAAAAAGAAUUCGAAUGUAAAAAUUCAAAUUUUUCAGGACGCCUACGGCCGCUCGACUCUCCGAACUAGUGGUGGUUUAAUUUUGAUUCUAGAAAGAAUGGCAGCGACUAAAAGCCUAAACGAACAAGCCGAAAUUGUAACUAGCUUUAGGAAUUUUAUUCAUGACGCACCCGGUUUAUCAAUGAUCUGUCACAGAAGCCAACUACUGGAUUUGUGCCUAAAUUUAAUGGGUCAAGUUUUAAAAGAAAAGAAAAUUGAACAUAGAGCAGACAACGAACCAGAAGAUCAACUGGAAGCUGCGGUUCGAGGCGAACUGGACAGCCGGCUGUUCAGCUAUGAGCCUCCAGUUGUAAGUUAUGAGGAGAGAUACUGUAUUUUGGCUAUAUUUUGAGGAAAUUUAGUUUUUUUCUGUAGAUCUACUAAAACAUUUUUAUUAAAGUUUUGAAUGUGCUAUGGACGUUCAGACGAAAUAAUCAAGUUUUUUUUUCAGAAACGCGCGUUCAUUCUUUCAAACUACCGUAACAGCUCGUAUUCGCCACCACAAACUUACAGUCCAUCUAUAUCACCCAGAUAUCCAACUAGUCCAUUAUCAGCUGGAUCUUCGUCACUCAGUCCGUUAUCAUCGCCGCCAUACUGUAGCCGCGAACAUAGUCCAAGUCCGGCCGGUUCGUACUUUGGCUAUGGCAGCGGUGCCGAAGAUUUACUGCCUAAAGAACAAGACAAACGGAUUACUGUAGGUUUUAUGGGUUGAUUUUUAUAAGUUUGCUGGUUAUGGUCAUUUUUAAAAUGAAAGGUAACACUUAAUUUUUAAUAAUUUUUAUAAAGGGUUUUUGAAAUUUUAGAUAAUAAACGACUGUAUAUGGUUAUACCGCUUCAUUUCUCACGACGAUACUCAAAUUGUCUGCCUAGUGCAGCCUAAAAUACUAUCCGGGUUUAUAAGUUAUUUGGCCAAGUAUCCAUCAAUCAAUGACAAACUAGCUCAUACUUUGAAAGGAGUGGCACGAGCUCGUCUCCAGAUCACCAGCUUACUGGAGAUGCGUUUUCCUUACAUGUUAAUAUUCGAAUUGAUCAAACGACCUUGCAUGACGAAAAGAUUUGUACAGACGUGCUCGGAUUGUGCUGAAAAGGCACGUUCUGGUAGGUAAAUUUAGUUGUGAAGAAGCUUUGGUUUAGCUUAGAAUUGUGGUUAGGCUCACGUAACGGUAGGCUUAUGUGUUUUUAGGAUUAGAAUUACCGAAUUUUAGAGUUUUUUAUGGUUAGGCUUAUACGUCUGUAAGUUUCUAUGUUUUAAUUUUAUAGGCUUUGAAAUCCUGAACGAUUUUGUGGGAGAAGUGGACUCUCCGUUUGGCCUAGGUGUACUGAACAGUCAGAUCAAUUCAUUGGAGAAAGAAAAUCACCUCUACGGACUUUUGAAUGGUCUUUUAUUGAUCAAAAGUCCCAGCCGAAGGAAUCGAUUUUGUGAGCGAUCAAAGCCAUUGGAAGGUAUUUUUGAGUACAUUAAGGACGUACUCGAAAAUUGCUCUGAAGUACGUUAAUAUUUUUAAAAAUUUAUUUGUAAGCGUUUUAAUAAAGUUUAUUAAUUAAAUUUUUUAGGCCGAACUGGAACAAAACCAACUAAUUAAGGACAUGAUGGCCGUGUUGGGAUUUCUAAUUGCAAGAAGAUAUUUGCAUAAAAUCGUCCGGAAAGUAGAAGGAACACAUGACCACCGAGUCGACUGUCAGUUUCAAGAAGCCGAAGCUGAUGAACCUCAGGUUAUUUUUGAAACACAAGAUGGAAGAACACUAUUGAAGGUCAAAGCAGAUUGUUUAAAAAGCACUAGAGGCUAUUUUCAGGUAUUGUUUAGUUUUUAACGGGUUUUUAGAUUUAAAUUUUAUUUUUAGGUAAUAUUUUGGUUUUUAGGGGUUUAUUUUUAAGAGGUAUUUUAAUUUUUAGUAGUAAUGUCUUUUUUCAGGGCUUGGUAGAUUUUACUUUUGUUGAUGAGUCGACAAAAUCUAUGAAUUUUAAGGUGAAUUUGGAUGAAUAUGAUGAAAAAGAGUUUUUAAUUUUCAUCCAUUACCUAACGGGAUGUCGGGAUUCAGAAUGUGUACAAAUUAGUGACGCUAAGACUUGUGUCAGUUUGUUAUAUGUAAGUUUUUUAAAUAUCAUGACCGAGUACCUGAUGGUUGGAGUUGAUUUUGUAAAGAAGGUUCUUGCGGUUUUUAAAAUUUUUUUUGUAAAGAAAGUUCUUGCGGUUUUCAAAAAUAUACUAUAAAUUUUAAUAUCUAUCUUCAGAUGGCCGACAAGUACCUGUGCACCGAACUCUCCGAAGAAAUCCUCCGUGCAAACGGCGUUGCACGACGAAAAAUUGACGGUGAUAAUCUCCUCUUCUUCUUACCAGUCAUAUUGUCAUCAUGGCUUUAUCGUGACAGAUUUGGCGACAUUGUCUCAUUGGUAUUCCUCAAGUUUUCGACAACAGAACAGCAGGUCGAUUCCAUGAAGGCCUUGGUCGGGAAUGCAGUAUGCGUUCAAUUGUUCGUAGAACUGCUACAGAGUUUUGUCCUGAAAGUUGCGGAAUCGACAAAGAGUUGUGUUUCAUGGGACUUUUAG
This is a messenger RNA of Bursaphelenchus okinawaensis, 3989 nucleotides long. The record is from the annotation of a GenBank genome assembly. NCBI's taxonomy places the organism in Eukaryota, Metazoa, Nematoda, Chromadorea, Rhabditida, Aphelenchoididae.